This is a messenger RNA of Phyllotreta striolata, 582 nucleotides long. NCBI's taxonomy places the organism in Eukaryota, Metazoa, Arthropoda, Insecta, Coleoptera, Chrysomelidae. The record is from the annotation of a GenBank genome assembly.
AUGGCUGCACCACUUCCACGAACAAUACUACUGUUUAGUGGUAAAAGAAAGUCCGGUAAAGACUACAUUUGCAACAAAUUGAAGAACGCUCUAGGCGAUGAGAAUUGCACCGUAAUAAGGAUAUCGGAGCCCUUGAAAGCGAUAUACGCCAAACGCCACGAUUUGGAUCUACAAGAGCUGUUGAGCGAGGGGCCCUAUAAAGAAAUCUACCGGAGCGACAUGAUCGAAUGGAGCGACGUGGAAAGGGGCGAAAACCCCGGAAUUUUUUGCCGAGCAGCUUGCGAAUCAGCGAUUUUAAAACCUGUUUGGAUCGUGAGCGAUGUUAGAAGGAAAACCGACAUCGAAUGGUUUAGUAGAGAAUACGGGGAUUUGAUAAAAACCAUCAGAAUUACGGCGGAUGUUGGUGUAAGGGAGCAAAGGGGUUACGUUUAUACGAAAGGUGUCGAUGAUGUUGCAUCAGAAUGUAACUUGGACGAUUUCGAUCGGUGGAAUCUAAUUAUUUCGAAUAAUAACAGCGAGGACUGCGAAAGUGCCUUGGAAACCAUUUUGAAACUGGUGCAAAACGGACAAAAUCAAAAGUAA